AUGACUCACUCUCUGAGCUGGCGAGCUCUCGUGGCUAUCACCCUGACGGUUUCAGCUUCUGCAUAUCCCCUUCAAACAUACUCAAACCUCGUCCCACGUGCCGGGUGUCCCAUCCCUGAUAUCUGCACCUGGGGAAGUUGCACCAACACCACUAUUGGUCUUGAUCCCCGAAACUGUGGAAAGUUCGGUAACUCCUGUGAGCCCUCAGAGAUCUGUGUUGCCGGUCUGUGUCUCCCGCUUGAGCUCGGUACAGAUGACUGUCCUACCGCAUGCAAGCCUGGUCAAUUGUGCACCAACGGCGAAUGUGUCUCCAUCGAGAUCGCAGUCGAUCCUCUUCACUGUGGAGGAGAGUCCUGUGAUGCUUCAUCUCUCUGCAUCAACCAACAAUGCCAAAAGCUCGACAUCGGCUCAGAUCCUGCAUCCUGCGGCCCUUCCAAUACCAAAUGCGAUGCUGGAAGCUGGUGUCUCUACGAUACUUGUGUUCCCUUUAUCCUCGGUACCGACGUGCAAGCCUGCGAUGAGAGAACUUCAUGCUCUCUUGGUACAUCUUGCCAGGACGGAUACUGCCGACAGAUAUUCCUUUCGACCGACAUAAACAACUGCGGAGAAGAUUCCCAGGCCUGCACUGCUGGGCAAGUGUGUGUGUCUGGGCAAUGCCAGUCCCUUAACGAAGAAGACGCAGACCAGACCUGCGAUACACCCUGCGAGCCUGGCUCAUGGUGCUUGGGUGGCCAAUGCGUACCGAUCAGCAUCUCGACAGAUACUUCUCAGUGCGGCAGUAGCGCCGAACCAUGUGGCAAGGGACAAGUCUGUGUCUCUGGGCAGUGCAUUAGCGACCUGGUUCACAAGGAAAGCAUCCCUCGGACAGCUUGUAGUCCUUCUACACGUCUAGGAGGAUUUCUUUUCGGACCAGGGGGGUCUACAGACCAGAACAACAAUGAUGGUGUUCGAGAAGGUUCUCCCAACGACGCCACUUCGGGACAGGGUGGAAAUCAACAAGGAGGAGACUCCACCUCGAAUAACAACGGUUCUGGCAGCUCUCCUGGUGACGCUUCAGGUGGAGGUGGUCAAAACCAAGAUGGCCAGAAUCAAGGUGGCCAAAGCGGUUACCCGGGCGGCUUCCCGGGCUCACGUCCUGGUUCCGGCUCUGGCUCUGGUAGCAACCAGGGUGGCCCCAACAACAUUGGCCCUGGCCGUCCAGGCCCAGACGAGGAUGGUAAGGGAUUUCCAUCUUCUGCAUGUGAGCCAGAGUGCGCAUCAAGCUUCAUCUGUGUUAGCGGAGAAUGCCUUUCGGUUUCUGACCCCUUAUCCUGCGGACCCUCCACCAACCUCAACCGUCUCUUCCAUCGCCAAAACGCUGUUUGUCCGCCAGGUUAUGCCUGUAUCGACGACCGCUGCGUUCGGGUAGAUGGACCCAUCAGCUGCGGUAGUUCUAUCUGCCCUGCCAACUAUGCCUGCAUCCAGGAAGCGUGCGUCCCUCUUGGAGAUCCCACCGACUGCGGUGGUGAGACGUGUGCUAGUGAUGAGAUCUGCUUGGGUGAUACCUGUGUAUCAAAUCCGGCACUGGCUAGCUGCGUUGGUGUCGUUUGCCCUCCCGGACAGGUAUGCCAGAACGGAGACUGUGUUGCCAUUGGUUCGCCUGGUGCGAACGGUAAUCCUCAGGGCAAUGGCGGUAGACCCGGCGGUAAUGGUGGUUCCUCCGGAGACGGUUCCGGUGACGGUGGAUCUGAUGGAGGUAACGGAGGAGGCAACGGAGGAUCCAGCAACGGCGGAUCUGGUAACGGCGGGUCCGGCGGUGGUUCCAACGGAGGCAGCAAUGGAGGCAACAAUGGAGGAGGCAACGGUGCCUCUCCUGGAGAUGGCUCAGGCAAUGGCAACGGAGGUAACGGCAAUGGAGGCAACGGAAACGGAGGCUCCGGUGGCGGUGGUAAUGGUAAUGGAGGCACAGGUGGUGGCUCCAAUGGGGGAUCACCAGGCGGCAAUGGUGGUUCUCCUGGUGAUGGCUCUGGGAACGGACCAGACAGCGGCAACCCGGAAGGAAACGGUGGCCGACCUGGCCCCGAUCUUGGUGGUGAUGGCUCUUCUACUGUUAGCGGUGGUGGAGAUGGUGGCGCAGCUGUAACCUCACCACCCGCAGGUACUGCUACCCGCUCGGGAGCUGGCAAUCUUCCAGGUUCGACAGCAUCCAGUGCUGACGCCAGCGACGACGCACCCAUUGUCAACCCUGGCCCUGGCACGACUGGUACUGAUGGACUCUCAGCUUCGACCACCAGCAUUCGAGGUCGUCCCGAUGGUAAUGGUGGCUCAACUGGUUCAGGUGACGGUGGUGGCGACUCUCCCACUCAAGUCUCGACUGGAGCGGCGGAGACUGAUGCUGCUACAUCUGAUGCAGGACCUGUCGUCAACCCUGGUGAGCCUACUACUGACGGAAGUGGCAUUUCGGCUUCUGGGACCGGCAUUUCGGCUUCUGGGACUGGUACUUCAGCUUCUGGGACUGGUGCCACUGGUACCGGUGUUGAUGGACAGACAGAGACAGCCUCCACUACUCGAGACGCAACCGUAGAGCCAACGGAAACGACACCAUGCUCCACAGACGAUGAUUGUCUUCUCAAUGUCGCUCUCUGUGUUUUCAACGGCUUCAACAUUUGUACUUGCGUCGAUGGAGUCUGCACGCAGCAGCCCGGAGGUCCUGAAGGAUCAGGUGUCAGCGGCUCCGACCUUGGAACUGCAACUACAGGCAACGGAGAGCCGACUGGUAGUGCUGGGUCGACAAUUACCGAUGGUACUGGAGAGACUGCUACUACAACGGGAGAACCCGCGGCUACAUCGACAGUAUCGUGUUCGACAGAUGAUGACUGUCUGGCCAAUUCUGUCUUUUGCUCAGAUGGCUUGCUCAAUCUAUGCAUCUGCGUGGAUGCCAUUUGUGUUCUUGACCCUACUUUGGCUUCAACCACUGAUGCCAACAACGGACAGACGACCACCGUCCAGGAUGCUACCACCACCGAUGGAGAAGCAGCCGCUACCUCAUCAGCCGUUGCUUGCGAUACAGGCGCUGACUGCGCUGUCAAUGUUGACCUCUGUAUCAUCGGAGGGCUCAACCUUUGUGUUUGCCUCAACGGAGUCUGCGUUGCUGAUCCAGACGGUCAGGAAACGACCGCUGCGAACCCUACUGCGACGAACACUGGACCAGGAGCUACUCCAACUGCAGUAGCUUGCUCUACGGCUGAUGACUGCGCUGUCGAUGCGGAUCUGUGCCUCGACGGACUGAUCAACCUCUGCGUCUGUCUCAACGCCGUCUGCGUUAAUCCUGGAGGAGGCAACGAUCAAACAACUACAGAGACUGGGGCUGGGGGAGGACCUACUACAGCGCCAGUGACCUGUACUACAGCUGAUGACUGUGUCGCUGAUGCUGGUCUCUGCUUGGACGGCUUGUUGAACCUCUGUGUUUGCCUCAACGCUGUCUGUGUCGUAGCAAACCCUGGGGGUGAUCCGACUGAAACAACUGAUCUGCCGCCUGAGAAUACAAGAACGCCAUGCGCCACCGACGUCGACUGCACAGCUAACACUGCGCUCUGUCUCGACGGUUUGAUCAACAUUUGCGUUUGCCUCGAAGGUUUAUGUAUCGCCAACCCUAUUGUGAAUCCCACGGAAACAACCGCUCCUGCACCAACCGAGACUGCUACAACUUCAUGCAACACUGCCGACGACUGUGCCGCGAAUGCUGGUCUUUGCUUAGACGGUCUCCUCAAUCUUUGCGUCUGUGUCAAUGCCGUUUGUGUACGACCACCAGACGGUGGCGGUAACAAUGGCGACCCCUGCACUGACGACACUGAUUGUACUGCUGCCGGAGCUAUAUGCCUCGAUAGUGGUGUUUGUGGACCUGAUCCAGGAAACACACCAACUUCCUGUACUACGGCAGACGACUGUACUGCCAAUGCGGCUCUCUGUCUGGAUGGCCUACUAAACCUCUGUGUUUGUCUCAAUGCUGUCUGUGUACCAGCUGGCAAUGGAGGCGGGGAUGGUGAUGUUUGUACAGAUGAUACAGACUGUACUACAGCUGGUUCUAUUUGUCUUGACAGCGGUGUCUGUGGACCUGAUCCGGGCAACAACCCAACUUCAUGCACUACAGCCGACGACUGCACUGCCAACGCCGCUCUCUGUUUGGACGGUUUGUUGAAUCUCUGCGUUUGUCUCAAUGCUGUUUGUGUGCAAGCCGGUAAUAACGGCGGGGACGGCGAUACCUGCACAGAUGAUACUGACUGUACUACGGUUGGGUCUGUCUGUCUUGAAAGCGGCGUCUGCGGACGUGAUCCAGCUUUUUGUACUACGGCAGACGAUUGUACAGCAAACCCUGGCCUGUGCCUCGACGGACUUCUCAACAUCUGCGUUUGUCUCAACGCGGUCUGUGUGCAGGCUGGAUAA
Fusarium tjaetaba is the source of this 4422-nucleotide messenger RNA. RefSeq lists its product as uncharacterized. Lineage: Eukaryota; Fungi; Ascomycota; Sordariomycetes; Hypocreales; Nectriaceae. The record is from RefSeq and is a predicted model, not a curated record. Bases 1 to 4422 code for a protein of 1473 amino acids. The transcript has a single exon.